GGGGAUGGCUAAUGAAUAACACCUCCCUCGAGUAACUCCUCCUGCUCAAUUGUUUCUGCGAACCAUACAUUCGAGCCCCAUUAUCACUCGCCCCGUUAUCGUUUUGUUGUGCACCUGCUCGGUGUUCAAAAUCACAGCUUUACUUUGCAAGCAACUCAAAUCUACGACAAGACAACCAAAAUGGAAUACUUCACUCUAUCAGGCUUGCUGUUCCUCAUAUUUUGGGCGCAACCAAGCUACGCGAUGACUUUCACGAUACAGUUUCAGCACUGGUAUCCACAAUAUGCCCCCAUCUGGAAAGAUAUCUUGCAGACCAAUUGCACCGACCAAUACGCACUAUAUCUCACUGGUUUCAAGAACCACUCGAACAUCGACUGGCGUGGCGGCGGCGGCACCCUCUCAGCCCUCACGCAGCCUGUCAUUCUGUGUAUCCUCAACAACUCGUCCGACUAUCUCCAGUCCGUCCUUACCAGCGCCCAGGUGCUGCUAGGCAUUACACCGACCGUCCUCGCACUUCUAAGUGCCAGCAACGAGGAGCUCGCCAUGCUGACCGUUGUGGCACGUCGUCCCAUGCUUGCCUCGCUUCUCGCCCUCGGCAGCCCAAGCGUGUACUUGAGUCGGGCUUUCGACUAUUGCAAUCCAAAGGAUAUUCUGGAGGGCAAAAACGACAGGCUCACCCAGUGGCGUCCGGCUGGAGCCGCGAAGUCGGCCGUUGCGAUGGCGGAAUAUGUCCUGGCGAUCGCCGCCGUUGGCAACGUCGCGCACGUCAGCUACCAGCUUGGCAUCCGGAGUGUCAGCUCCAUAUGGUCCGAUACCGUCCUCGGGCCAAUGAUCUGGGCUCUUCUAGUCAUCGUCAUUCAUGUCGUCGGGACUCUUAGCAUGUGUUUCCGUGUCCGCAGGGACAUGGGAAACACCAGAGGAAUUGGCGGGUCAGUCGACAAAGGACCGAUCAAGUGGCUUCGAAAUACUUGGUGGUUCAUUCGAGAGCUGCCGUCUACCGAGAUGACACCUUCAGUUGCUCAGUCGGAUAUGGAGGUCACCUUCAUUAAAGAAUCUCCGAAAUAUAUCAUCGUCUCGUGGUUCCUGUCCCCCUUUAUCAUCUGCCAUAUCAUCUUCGGCACGUUCCUUAUGUCAAGUCUAUUGUUUUUGGGGCCGAAGGAUGCGCUGGGAGUUGCGGGCAGAUACAUGGGUUCUGUUCUUGUGUGCCGCACUAUCCUUCUGUAUGAAAUUGCUGGUAUGCGAGAAAUGUAUCUCCGGUCCAAAGAAAGCAAGGAGUCUGCCAAGUCCGGUGUAACGGAGGGUCUUGGUGGUGCGCAAGCUUAGCAAUUUAACACUCAAGCCUAAGGUCUGUACGGCACAGCUAGUGACAGGAGCCAAUCCAUACCAAUGGCUAGAUCUAUGUACUCGGCUGCGAUUGCUCUAUAGACCUGCUGCCAAAUAUGAUAGAAUGGAGAAUACCAGAC
This is a messenger RNA of Phialemonium atrogriseum, 1463 nucleotides long. RefSeq lists its product as uncharacterized. Lineage: Eukaryota; Fungi; Ascomycota; Sordariomycetes; Cephalothecales; Cephalothecaceae. Bases 181 to 1323 code for a protein of 380 amino acids. The transcript has a single exon. The record is from RefSeq and is a predicted model, not a curated record.